UGUGUCUCAGGUCUGUGCGUCUGAGCGCGCGCCAGGCGGCGACAGGAGGAGCUGAGCUGAAGGAGGUCCGUGUUUUGGAGCAGGAGGAGGAGCUCCGCGCUCCUGCUUGUCUGGGUCUUCAGUGUGUCCGCGGGUUCUGGAGAGGAGACCCGCGACAGCCACGCCAAGCGCGCGCGCUCAAACACCUGCGAUGUUUUUCCAUCCUCCCGGAGACUCGCGCUCCAGGUGAACUGACCCGCGCGUAAAGGCCGGCUCCGCGCGCCGCCCGCCAUGGCUUAUCCUCAGGGGUUCCUGUUCCAGCCGCCAGCCUCCUUGGCUCUGCCCGCGUGCCCGGCCCUCAGCCCGGGGCUCGUGCUCGGACGGAGGACGGAGCAGCUCAGCCGCUCCUCCUCGGGCUCCGCUUUCGCUCCGUACCCCGGCUCCGCGGCGCCUUCCGACUUCAGCCCGCAGCUCCAGUACGGAGUGGAGCAGCGGGCUGCCGCCAGUCUCAGCCCGUUUCUGAGUCCGACCUUUGACCCCUCUGCAGCCGGAUCAUUGGACUUCCAUCCCUUUGGACCCCUGGGUGCCUUUCCGUACGGAGACUCUGCCUACAGGAAAAACGCCACUCGGGACGCCACGGCCACGCUGAAGGCAUGGCUGAACGAGCACCGAAAGAACCCCUACCCCACCAAGGGGGAGAAGAUCAUGCUGGCCAUCAUCACCAAGAUGACGCUGACGCAGGUGUCCACCUGGUUCGCCAACGCCCGCCGCAGGCUGAAGAAGGAGAACAAGAUGACCUGGACGCCCCGCAACAGGAGCGAGGACGAGGAGGACGAGGAGAACUUGGAGCUGGAGCUCCAUGGUGAGGAAGAGGAGAAGAUUAAGAUGAGUGAAGAGGAAACGGAGCACAGCAGGAACUCAGUCCCUCGGCGCCGCUCUGCCCCCGGUUCCUGCCGGUCGAUGUUCCAGGAUGGCGCCGACUCCGAGCCGGAUUGUGUUGUGGACUCUGGGAACCGGGACCUGGACCCCUCCUCUGUUUCUGAAGCCCCCCUUCCAGACUCGGAGAGCAUGCUGAUGUUGAACUCGCCUUCAAAGGAGCAGGUGGAGUCCUGCGGCGCCACCCAAGGCUCAGACUGCCCUCCCAAACCCAAACUGUGGUCGCUGGCUGAGAUCGCCAUGUCUCCAGACAGGAGGAGAGACUCUUUUCAAGUCGGGGGCGUGGGACGGACUCUGUUCUCCUAUAGUCCUGGUUUACCUCGAAACAUUUACUACACCCACCGCUUCGUUCCCGGGUUCUCCCCCCAUGUGCCCAGCAGCCCCCACCCUCCGUUAACUGGACCGCAGCAGCGGAUGCUGCCGAGGAGGGGGGCCGCUGUUCAGGACUGCAAACCGAGCAGCCUCAACCAGCUGGAGCAGAGCAAGAUCCAGAGAAGCACCACGAACGUGUGAGUCGGCCCCGCGAGUCCAAAACUCAUCUGGACUUACCCGAAUCUGCAGGUUCUGAUUCAUGGAGGUCCUAGAGAAGCUCUGAUGAUCUCGGCAUCACUGAAGAGGUUUCUGGACCGGAGUCUGUCAGCAGCCAGGCGGAUGGCCCGACCAGGUCCUCUGGAGGAGGCAUCUUGACCCACCAAAUCAGAACUCAGUCACUGCUCUGUUCUGACCCGUUCCGUUGGGUUCUGAGAUGCUUGAUUUUCACCUAAAUGCUGUGUUGAUUCACUUUUGUCAUUUUUAGGUCAAAUCUGUUUUUUUGUUUGUUUGUUUGUUUUAAGAUUAAUUAGAUCAACUAUGAACUUUUUUUUUAACUUUUUCAAGUUCAGGUUGAAAUACUGAAGAUCCAAUCAAGUCAUCAGAACUUCAGAAUGUUUGUAGAAACUCUCAGGAUUUAGGGUGUGAAGCCGAGAACUUCAGUAGAACCUGAAAAUCAAAAACAGACAAAUUGAAGUAGACAUUAAAAUUCAUGAUAAAACUUGUCGUUUUCUAGGACAUAGUUUCUGCAGAGCAUCAGGGGAACAUUAGAAAUUGGUUUCUAAAUUAUAGGCAGGACAGUUGGCACAGAGCAACCCCACCCCCUCUUCCCGCUGCAGACUGGGGCAGGGACCUUGUGGCCCACCCAACUUAUUUUCUAGUUAUAAACAAACAAUUUUUUUCGUCUGCACCUGAUUCCCAAUGAUUUGAAUAAAUAAAUACUCAAAAAUGCCACUUUUAGCUUAAUUAUAUAUAUAUUCAGGUCCUCCAUCAUCAGAAAAAUUCCACAGGAACAUGUUAAAAACACAAUUUUCAUUCAAUUGGGUCUUUAAAUAACUUUGAUACAGCUGAAGUUCCCUUAAACCCUCCUGGAAAACUACAGUCUUCCGUGGAUUUCUGCCCGUCUGUGGAUUUCUCGUGGAGCCGAAUAUUUGCAGCAAAUUUUCCACAUGGGAUUAUUUAAGAUUGAAAAAAAGAUGUUUAUUUGGAAAACAGCAUCUGUCAUUGCAGACUGGGUCAGAACAGACCAGGUCAGAACAAAGACUUUAAGUAGGGGCUGAAGCCCCGCCCCCAAUGAGGACUAACUCUGCAGGUUUGACAUCAGAGUUUACAUUUUAGUUCAAAUGUUUAAAUUCUGUUUUGUAAUUUUGCUGAAACAAAUAAUUUAUUUAUGAACAUUUGUUAUUUAUUGUCCAUCCAUCGUGUUAAAAGCUAACUAGUGAAGAACUAAAGCUUUAUGUGUUUUAGCCGAAUGGAUCAAAACAAGAACAACAGAGUUAAAAAGCUGUUAGUGAACUAAAUCAUACGGAGGACAAACAAUGACACCAUAAAAAUGAAAAAAACAAACAAAUACACACUCCAAAAAAUAUAGGAAAAAUAAAUGUAAAAACAUCCUAUUAUUGAAUAAAACCCAGUUUUAAACCUUUGAUAACAAAAUAAACAAUUAUAGAUUUAAAAUUAGGCCUGUGUUUGAAUGUUUUCCUGAAAGUAUGAAUGUCCAUUAAUCUAUGUGUUAAUCAGAUAUUUGGACAUUUUUAUAUUUAAUCAUUUUUUGAAGUCUUGUUUUGUCCUCCAAAAAUCUGCCCUCAAAUAUCCUAAAAAUAUUAAACACGUUUGUACUGAA
This is a messenger RNA of Oryzias melastigma (Indian medaka), 3067 nucleotides long. Its product is annotated as iroquois-class homeodomain protein irx-5. The record is from RefSeq and is a predicted model, not a curated record. Gene Ontology annotation, cellular component: nucleus. NCBI's taxonomy places the organism in Eukaryota, Metazoa, Chordata, Actinopteri, Beloniformes, Adrianichthyidae. Gene Ontology annotation, biological process: cell development; neuron differentiation; regulation of transcription by RNA polymerase II. Gene Ontology annotation, molecular function: RNA polymerase II cis-regulatory region sequence-specific DNA binding; DNA-binding transcription factor activity, RNA polymerase II-specific. The coding region runs from base 271 to 1428 and encodes 385 amino acids. The transcript has 3 exons.